Mugil cephalus (flathead mullet) is the source of this 982-nucleotide messenger RNA. RefSeq names its product FSHD region gene 1 (gene frg1). Gene Ontology annotation, molecular function: actin filament binding. NCBI's taxonomy places the organism in Eukaryota, Metazoa, Chordata, Actinopteri, Mugiliformes, Mugilidae. The transcript has 9 exons. Gene Ontology annotation, cellular component: nucleolus; striated muscle dense body; catalytic step 2 spliceosome. Bases 95 to 862 code for a protein of 255 amino acids. The record is from RefSeq and is a predicted model, not a curated record.
GUCGGAUGUUGAAUGUGCCUCCGCGGCCACCGUACUUCUCUGUAUGGGAAACACUGUUUACAAGUCGUGCUAAGCGCUAAAGCUAGGAGAAGAAAUGGCUGAAUAUUCAAAUGUAAAAUCGACCAAACUGGUUUUAAAGGGCCUCAACAAAGGGAAAAAGAAGAAGCACAAAGAUAAGAAGCGGAAAUCUGCAAAUGAUGAUGAAAAACCUGACGUUGUCGGAGGUUGGUGGUGUGUCAGUAAUUUUGGCGAAAUUACGGGAACAGUUGCCAUAGAGAUGCAGAACAACUCGUACAUCCAUGCACUCGAUACUGGGCUCUUCACAGUUGGUGCACCUCACAAAGAUGACGAAGGACCAGACCCUCCCGAGCAGUUCACAGCCAUCAAGCUCUCAGACUCACGAGUGGCCUUGAAGUCUGGAUAUGGAAAGUACCUGGGUAUUAACUCUGAGGGUUUAGUGAUGGGGCGCUCCGACGCUAUCGGCUCAAGGGAGCAGUGGGAACCGGUCUUCCAGGAAGGCAAAAUGGCUCUCCUCGCAGCAAAUAGCUGUUUCAUCUCCUACAGUGACAGUGGGGACAUCGUGGCCAAGAGCAAGACAGCGGGGGACGACGAGAUGGUGAAGAUCCGGACCAGCGCCGAGCGCGAGGUCAAGCAUAAAGAUGACAUUGCAGACGAGGACAGGGGCAACGUGAAAUCCUGCGAGAUCAAUUAUGUGAAGAAGUUUCAGAGCUUUCAAGACCGGCGUCUCAGGAUUAACGAAGAAGAGACCUCCACGCUGAAGAAAGCCAGGGUGGACGGAAAAUUUCACGAAACUUUGCUCGACAGACGAAGCAAAAUGAAAGCGGACAGGUACUGCAAAUGAAGACUUUCUGGAGUGCAGCCGUGUCUUUAUCAAUGUCUUGAUUUUACAGAUUUAGUCAUUUGUUGUGGCAUUUUAUUCUUAUUUUUUUUUUCUAUUUUUAAUAAAUGUUUCAUGAUCAAA